UGUGACCUCCCUCUUCAGUGCUCUGCUGUAGAGGGAUAGAAGGUGACAAUAAUCGUGAUCCAAUUUUAACAGAUUUUAAUGCAUCGUCCAUUUUGCCUUUUCGUUGACUUAUUCUAGAUUCGAAAGCUUUCCCGUGAUCGAAAUGGCAGAAGGCAAAGAUCAAGAAAAGCUUUACAAAGAGCCUGCAGUCCAUGCACCAAGCCUUUCACAGUUAUCUGAAAUUGCUAAAGGCCUGGGACUAGACAUUGAAGGGAAUGAGCUGAUGGCUUACCGAGGUGGGUUUUUGAGAUUAGACCUUGUAGAGCAACUUCGUCCCCAGGGAUCAUUCUCCCGCCCUUCCAACUUUCGAAAAUCGCCCUGGGACGAGGUUGCUCGUGUAGGACAACAGAAAACUCUUGGUCAAAAAGACUGCAAUAUUGCUAUUCUUUCAAGGUACUGGCGCUGUGAUAUCAAAGGAGCAUCGAAUGGCAAACUUCAGGGCAAGACGGUGGCCAUUAAGGAUAACACGUGUGUGGCAGGAGUACCAAUGAUGAAUGGCUCCCUCACCUUAGAAGGGUUUGUCCCGGAUAUUGAUGCCACAGUGGUGUCCCGGAUAUUGGACGCAGGUGGAAACAUAAUCGGCAAGAGUGUCUGUGAGAAUUUGUGCUGCAGCGGUGGAAGCUUUACUGCUGCUACGGGACCUGUGCUGAAUCCACACAGUAGCACAAGAAUGGCUGGAGGAUCCUCUUCGGGAUCCGCGGCUUUGGUAGCCGGAGGCAAGGUUGACAUGGCAACGGGUGGAGAUCAGGGAGGCUCUAUAAGGAUUCCAGCCGCCGCGUGUGGCAUUGUGGGCCUGAAACCUACUUUCGGGUUAGUACCGUAUACCGGCAUCAUGCCAAUAGAGUUCACUCUGGAUCAUACGGGACCUAUGACCAGGACUGUUCAGGAUACAGCUCUAAUGUUAGAGGUAGGAAGCCCGGCAUGACUACAACUUUGAUCUUACUUAUCCCUUGAGAUUAGGGAGUUUAAGUGACCACGACAGCGACGUCGAGGACCGUAAUCUCGAUUAAAAAUGGCUUUAUAUUUUACCCCCGAAUCUUGCGAUAAUCAUUUAGGUUGUACAUGUUUCUCAAUGCCAAAGCUAUCGCGAAACUGAAUCUGGAACACAGCGAAAAGUUUGAAGUAGAAACUUAAAAAAAUAGCUGUCGUGGUUCACGU
Messenger RNA from Orbicella faveolata, 1197 nucleotides. RefSeq lists its product as uncharacterized. The record is from RefSeq and is a predicted model, not a curated record. Lineage: Eukaryota; Metazoa; Cnidaria; Anthozoa; Scleractinia; Merulinidae. Gene Ontology annotation, molecular function: catalytic activity.